Molecule: messenger RNA, 435 nt
Organism: Didymella exigua CBS 183.55
Lineage: Eukaryota; Fungi; Ascomycota; Dothideomycetes; Pleosporales; Didymellaceae
Exons: 1
Molecular function (GO): dipeptidyl-peptidase activity
Source: RefSeq, a predicted model, not a curated record
GUGAUGCUGCGCAAAGCGGACGCAAACGGCGUUAUGCUCCAGAGCAUCAACCAGCCUCUGUCUGAUCUCGGUGUCGAUAAUGUAGAGCAAGUGCCGUCCGUAGCUAUACUCAAGUACCUCGGACCCGAGGGCAUGCUGCGUGCAUCGAAGCGGGCAUUUGACGCAGAGCUUUCAUCGGACUGGUGGCGCACACUGUCCCAUGAGAUUGGCGAGGAAGUGCCGAGGGGUAGUGUUGUGAAGCUUCAGAUUGAUCUGUGGCCUACUGGGAUGAUCUUUGAUAAGGGUAAGAAGUUGAUGCUGAAGAUCAGCGGGCAUGAUAUGCGGCUUGCUGAUUUUGAGGUGCUGCAAGGGUUGUUUCAGGCCGCUAAUGAAGGGAACCAUUAUGUUCAUUUGGGAGGUGGGAGGGAGAGUUAUUUGGAUGUCCAUAUCCUGUAG